Messenger RNA from Thamnophis sirtalis, 2043 nucleotides. Lineage: Eukaryota; Metazoa; Chordata; Lepidosauria; Squamata; Natricidae. The record is from RefSeq and is a predicted model, not a curated record.
AUGGAUCUGGAAGAUGACUUACAACUUGGGUCUUUUUCAAGAAUUAUUGGAGGACGAAUGUCUAUGCCAGGAGGGCAACCAUGGCAGGUCUCCGUCAAGCGAGGCCGUUCUCAUUUCUGUGGUGGCAGUUUGAUUGGUGAUGAUGUGGUGGCCACUGCAGCUCACUGCGUCGUUGAUUUAGAUCUAAAAGUUGUGAAGAAUCUGAUUGUGACUGUUGGUGAGUUUGAUCUCGGCAGUGGGGAUGAAGAAGAACAGAGCGUCUCAGUCUCUGAAAUUGUUGUCCAUCCUGACUUCAACAGAUUUGGGCAUAUGGAUUCAGAUAUAGCAUUGCUGUUUUUGAAACACCAGGUACAAUAUGGCUAUGAAGUACAGCCUAUCUGUCUUCCCCACAAGGAUGAUGUAUUUGAAGCCGGAACGCUCUGCGUUGUGAGUGGAUGGGGCAAAACCUCUGAGGAUGGGCCCCUGUCAAACGUCCUACAGGAAGUGGAGCUUCCCAUCAUUGACAGCAUAACCUGCAGUGAAGUGCUGAAAACUUUAAAUUUGCCCCCAGGACAGAGUUCCAUGCUGUGUGCUGGUUUUCCAGAUGGUGGAAGAGAUGCGUGCAAGGGUGAUUCUGGAGGGCCCCUGGCAUGUAGGAAAGCCAGCGGCAUCUGGACAUUGGUAGGCAUCACCUCGUGGGGAAUUGGUUGUGGAAAAGGCUGGGUAACUGACAAGAGGAUCAACGGCAGUAGAGGUUCUCCAGGCAUUUUCUCUAAAGUGAAUGAGCUCCUGGAUUUCAUUACUCAACACAUGACCUCUGAAUCUGGCCCAAGCUUUCUGUUUGCAUCCAGCCGAGAAGAGUGUAAUCCCCAUGGAACGCUGGUGUUUGGUGAAAGUGGCCUUGUUCGGUAUCCCCGCUUGGCUGAAGACAACUACCUUGAUAAUAGCUGGUGUGUUUGGAACCUAACUGUAUCUGAAGAUAAAAUCAUUCUGGUGGAAUUUAUCAAACUAGACGUAGAAGAUCAGAUUGAAUGUGACCAUGACUACGUUGCUUUCUAUUCAAGUGAGAAGGAAUUAAUUGGCAAAAUCUGUGGUGAUGUCCUGCCUUCCCCCUUGCUGAUAGAGUCGGACCAAGCCAUUGUUAUAUUUGUGUCGGAUGGCAGCAUUGGUGGCAGAGGCUUUGAAUUCACCUUCAGUGCUGUGCAUCCAGCAUCUGAAGCAGGCUCUGGCUGUGGCAGUGUUGCAAUGCUGGUGGAAGAAGGAAAGAUUGACACGGCUAAUUACCCUGAUCUAUAUCCCAGCGGCACAAAAUGCCACUGGCUCAUUGAAGCCCCAGUGGACCAUGUCAUCAAGUUGGAGUUUGAAGACUUUGCUGUUGAAAUCAGCCAGGAUUGUAUUUAUGAUGCUGUUGUUGUUUAUGGAGACACCGAAGAAGACCACCAGCUAGCUCUCCUGUGUGGUUUCUCAAUUCCUUCACCUGUGUGGAGCUCAGGGAACAUCAUGCUGAUCCAGUUUGAGAGCGAUGAAGAAAAUAACUUCCGGGGAUUCAAGGCCAAGUUCACUUUUUUCUCUUCAGAGUUUGCAGUGAUUCAACCAGCACACAAAACAAAUAAUCCAGCAUAUUGGACUGUUGUUGCUGGAAGCCAUGACAGGCUACUGAAAGAAUCUGCUGAGCAGGUGAGAAGAGUCGAGAGCAUUACGGUGCACCCGGCCUUUGAGGUUGCAAGUUACGAUUCUGAUAUUGCUCUCGUCCAGCUGCAAACGCCUCUGAUCUAUAGUGCAGCGGUGAGGCCUGUAUGUUUGCCAAGUUCCAUGGAGCCGUUGCUGUCCUUGGAGCUUUGUACCGUGACUGGCUGGGCAAGUUUCCAAGAAGCUGGAGGCCUCGCUACCCGUCUACAGCAAAUGCAUGUCCCACUGGUGGCCAAUGACCUCUGUGAGCAAAACUACUACUUUAAUCACCCUGGAGGCAUCACACUUCAGAUGCUCUGUGCUGGUUUUGCAUCUUUGGAAGGCCGCGAUUCCUGCCAGUAUAACAAGCAUGACUUUUCAGCAUUUUGCAAGUGA